AUGGAAGACGCUGAAUCAAGUUCGUCAGAUGAAAGUUUAGACGUGACUAAUACAAGUUUUGAUCCAUUAAAAUUUUUAUAUUCUGAAAAAACAAAAAUUCCCGUUCCAAGUGCACCUAUUUAUGAUAAUGUAUCAAAAUUCGAAACAAAAUUAAAAGGAAUAGUUACAAAACCACGUGCCCAUUCUAAUGUGUCUAACCCACAUCCUGCAUCUAGCCAAUGUACUGAGGAAUUCGAUGCUUUCAAGAACGGCAAAAAUGUUUUGUCACGCAUGGAAAAUAUCUUGGGUCCUCUUCAACUUCUCUACAAUUGCGUCGAGACAAAGACUAGGAUAAAGGUUUAUACUAGAAGUAUUCGAGGUAUUAGAGGAUAUAUAGAAGCUUAUGUGACUGCAUUUGACAAACAUUGGAAUCUCGCUCUUGAAGACUGCCUUGAAACAUGGACUCGUAAAGUCAAAAGGAAAGCUCCGGCAUUAGGAACUGCUGAAAAAUUAGAAAUGAUCGAAGAGAACGUGCCCAAGAUGAUUGUAAAGAAGUCUAACGGAAAGACUGAGACCUUGGAGAGACACGUGCCACAAAUGAUGCUGAGGGGAGAGCAGGUAGUUAUCAUUAUCAAAAUGAAUUAGAUCGUCAAUCAAAAGUGUACAAUAUUAUUUGUUAAUUAUAAUAAUAUUAUG
This is a messenger RNA of Chelonus insularis, 675 nucleotides long. RefSeq names its product U6 snRNA-associated Sm-like protein LSm11 (gene Lsm11). Gene Ontology annotation, biological process: mRNA 3'-end processing by stem-loop binding and cleavage. Gene Ontology annotation, molecular function: U7 snRNA binding. Gene Ontology annotation, cellular component: U7 snRNP. Bases 1 to 624 code for a protein of 207 amino acids. Lineage: Eukaryota; Metazoa; Arthropoda; Insecta; Hymenoptera; Braconidae. The transcript is spliced from 5 exons. The record is from RefSeq and is a predicted model, not a curated record.